AUGGUACUAAUGGACUUAACAAAGAGUAGCAUGAAGCAGGAUCAUCCAGCCAGUCAUAGUCGUUUCAGAAAAGCGCAGGAAAUUGUUUACGAAAAAUUCGGUCCAAGUGUCAUGUUGUAUGGGCUUGGUAUCCACUUGACACGUAUAUUUAAUACAAAUUAUAUUAAUGAAAAUGAAAUGAAAUUUAACCCAAGAUUGAUUGGACUAAUAUCCACAGUAACAUUAAUAUUGAUUGAUAUGUGUUUGAAUAUGACACUCUCGACAUACACUUAUUCACAAAUGCCAUUUGGAUAUACCUAUGUUUUAAUUAAUUUGAAACUCGACAUUACCGCUCUUUAUAACAAGAAACUACGUUUUACACAAACAGUAAGAGAAAUAAGUGCACAAAAACAAGCAGAAGCAGAAUUAUGCUUCUCUCAAAUGUACAACUUAUCCGAGGUUCAUUAG
Messenger RNA from Didymodactylos carnosus, 447 nucleotides. The record is from the annotation of a GenBank genome assembly. Lineage: Eukaryota; Metazoa; Rotifera; Eurotatoria; Philodinida; Philodinidae.